Molecule: messenger RNA, 1237 nt
Organism: Xylona heveae TC161
Lineage: Eukaryota; Fungi; Ascomycota; Xylonomycetes; Xylonales; Xylonaceae
Exons: 3
Coding region: 102-905 (267 amino acids)
Biological process (GO): regulation of gene expression; maturation of 5.8S rRNA
Cellular component (GO): exosome (RNase complex); nucleolus
Molecular function (GO): RNA binding; DNA binding
Source: RefSeq, a predicted model, not a curated record
AGACACCUUAAAUUAAAUGCGAAUAGAUUCUGAGGGCUUUUCAACCUUCACUGUCUUUUUACGGACAUAAAUUGAUAAUAAUCUACCGAAUAAGUUAUAAAAUGGACACGUCCAAUUUGGGAGGGCUCCUGGACCAACUCGACGACAAUGCCGACGAUUUGGAGCAGUCACUAGCAACUUUAUUCAAGACGGCCCUUUCUGAUACAGCGGCAAAACUUCCCUUACUUGACAAGGCCAAGUUAUACGUCCUCGUCACGUACUCUCUUGAAUCUAUCAUUUUCUCAUAUCUACGGCUAAAUGGCGUGAACGCCAGAGAACAUGCUGUCUUCAACGAAUUAGCACGAGUUAGGAAUUAUUUCGAGAAGAUCAAACACGUCGAAACAAGUGGGAGCAAGCGAGAGAAUUUAAGUCUUGAUAAGCAGGCGGCUGCCCGAUUUGUCAAGCAUGCACUAUCCGGAAACGAAAAGUAUGAUCUUGACCGGGCCGAGAGACUCGCAAAAGAAAAGGCAAAAGCCCACAUCAAAUUUGAGCAGUUAUCGAACAAGCGUAAAGCCGACGAUGCUGGGGGUUUGGUGCAGGAACCGGAUGAUGUUUCAACAAGCGGCGGAGAGCCUAGCCUUCAUAAUCCAGGAGGGAACGUCCCAGCGAACACGAAAAGGAGGAGUAGAAACAACAGAAAGAAUGAUUUGGGUCCUGGAGAAGGGAAUUCCAGUGGGAUUGAGCAAGGAAAUACAGGCGCUGAGUCCAAGAGAGUGAAAUCUGAGGGAACGGCUCGAACGAAGUCAAAUCGGCCUCCAAAAAGCCACAAUGCAGCUUUCGAGGCGCUCCUCAAAGGGCCAUUGCCGAAAAUCGAGAAUGCCCAUUCCCGGCCCUCGAAGAAGGAGAAGAAACGAGCACGAGAGUGAAGCACAUACCAUAAAUGUUCUAUCUUUGCUCGAUCUCACGCCUAGUCACAGGUUUGGCCUUGGGAAAGUAGCUUGGUUAAUCGGCGUUUCGUGGGAGGCUUUGAAUCAAUUUAUGAUAACUGAGACGUUCAUAAUUGCAUGAGAGCCUCCGGGCUGAGGAUGCAGGCGCUCAUCGGGAUAUAUUUUUUUACAUUGCCUGAAUGUGGAUAUUCAUACGGGUUUUGGAUUUCUUGGGACGGUUUUCAUAUUCCGUAAAUCACAAUUGCAGGCUGGCUGAUCCAUGUAGGCUUUGCAAAAAUUGAUUAGAAAGAGUAAUGAGCUGGUGAUGAGGU